Messenger RNA from Lethenteron reissneri (Far Eastern brook lamprey), 4378 nucleotides. RefSeq names its product tectorin beta (gene TECTB). NCBI's taxonomy places the organism in Eukaryota, Metazoa, Chordata, Hyperoartia, Petromyzontiformes, Petromyzontidae. Gene Ontology annotation, molecular function: extracellular matrix structural constituent. The record is from RefSeq and is a predicted model, not a curated record.
GCGACAACUAUGUGCCGCUCAUCCGUAAACAGCACUCGGGAGAGGAGUUUAUCUCGUCGCUGACGAGUUGACCGCGUUCAAGAGAGAGAGAACUUCUCGCAGAAUCUGCGCUCCGGUCAGCACGGCGGUGGAGAGAGAGAGAGAGACGAGAGCGAGGAGAGACAGAGAGAAAGAGGCUCUUUCAUGUAGGCGAGCGUCGCGAGAAGAUGUGGCGUGCGUGGCAUGAGGGUUCAGGCGGACGACGCUCAAGGAGACACCACAUGGAGGAGGCUGUGGGCAUCUCCGUGGCGAUGCUGGCGCUGAUCGUGGCUCACGGCGCGCUGGGCUGCAGCCCGCAAAGAGCAGACUACGUGUGGGUGUCGUGCUUCCCGAACACCAUCACGGCGACCGUGCUCGAGUGCCCCUUCGGCUGGACGCUCGAGACGCUGCUGCUGGGCGGAGUUUGCGUCAACGGGGUCAGCAACCAGGGCUUCUACAAGUUCGUCAUCCCCGACCUCACUCCCAGCGACUUCAGCUACUGCGGCACCCAGACGCAGCUGGUGAACCAGCACGGCACGCCGACCUACGUCUUCACGAACUGGAUCACGUCCAGAGACCAGGGUGCUGGCGUGCGCUUCCAGCCCGUCAACUACACGUUCAGCUGCAGCUACAAGGCUCGCUACACCAUGGAGACGGCCGCCUUCGACCAGAGCGUUGCCACAAUAUUCGUCAAGAACGGCAGCUGGGGAUCCUUUGAGAGUCAGCUGUCUAUGAACAUCUUUUCUGGUCCUACGGAUAACGGACGCGUUCGGAUAAUCGAGAACUCCAAGUUCUCGGUGCUGAAGCCGGCUCCGUUCAUCGUCGACGCCUCGGACAUCGGCUCCAUCGUCUUCAUCGGCAUCGAAGCCAAGGGGCUGAGCCGCCGAUUCAAGAUCGUGAUCUCAAAGUGCUGGGCCACCCCUUCCACCAACAGCAACGGCAGCAUGAGCCUGUCGCUCAUCCACGCAGAAUGUCCCAGCGACAACACCGUGGUGAUCUUCGAGAACGGACACUCGCAGAAGUCGACGUUCCAGUUCAGCUCGUUCCGCUUCCGCGACGUGAGCGGCACGUCACGCGUGUGGCUGCACUGCGAAGUGCGCCUCUGCGACAGCCACCGCACCGCGUGCUCCAAGAGUUCAUGCUCCUCUCGGCAAAUGAGGAUUGAAACCGCGGAGGACAACAUGGGCACACUCACGCAGGAGUUCCAACUUAAACAAAACAAGGCGGGAGCGUGUACCUGCGGUCCCAACGCUCUCGCCGCAGGUGUCCAUUUGUUCCUUCUGCUGCCGAUUGUCUUCGGAGAGGGCAUUCCGUGACGACGACGACGACGGCGGUGGUGGUGGUGGGAGCUGCUGGAGGUUGUUGGUGGUGGUGAUGGUGGUUGUGAGUUGGUUGUGUCGUUGACAGCGCGACAAAACGACGGCGAAUUUAAGGCUUCUUCCAGGAGGAGGCGCACAAAUUCCAUUGCACGUUGGCCCCCGCCACCACCAUCACCACGAUCGUGAUGUUUUGUUCCAUGACUGCGAGGAGGUAUUUAUUUUCCAUUACACCGUAGUCAGCUUUUGAUUAUACAGGAAAAUAUGGGGGGGGGGGAGGGGAAUGAUAGCCCAGAUAGCAGAAAAAAAAGCCCGCAGAUAACACGCUAAUGCUAAUUUGCUAUUAAACAGAUAUUUAUUGCUUACGAGAUUUGAGGUGAAUAUUUAGACGUGCAAUUUGUGUUUUACAGCUUCCUUGAAACACUGCAAUCAGUCACUGAGUUACAAGUCUGGAGUUGCUACUGAUAGAACCACUGGCAAAGCAUGCUCCUUUGUAGAGUUUCCCACCCUUUAUCGCGAGCACAGUCAAUCAGCAACCCGGAUAAUCCACCCCACGGACCUUGCCUAAGAUGACGGCCUCCAGACAUUCAAUAUCUGCAUUUCCCAUAUCCCCUCCCUUGGAUGCUGCUAAUCCUGCAUAAUGCACUUACACAAGUAGUACUAAUCACAUACCUGCAUUUCCCAUGGGUAUGCUGGAUUCCUCUUGAUAUGCAAAUUCUUUUGUCAAGGCGCCCCUUUCCCCCCCCUUCCAACCCAGCUUAUAUAUAUGCUCCAAGCACGUGUGCUGUUUCAUUCAGACGCUGUCGCCUCGACAGACCUGGUUUCACCUGAGGAUGGCUACUUGCGUUGUGGCCGAAACGUCGUGAGAAUUAUUUUAUUAUGUUUUAUUUGUAUUAUUUUAUUACUUCCCUUCUACGUGACUUUACCGAAAGAACCAAGAAGAUUCAAUAAGCUCUCUUGCAAGCAGGGUUUGUCACACAUAGUAUGGACAGGAGACGUUUCCCAGCCCGAUAUUUACUCUUUUUUUUUAAAUACACUAAUAACAAUGAUUAAUAAUAAUAAUUUCGUACAUUUAGUUAAUUGCGCCAUUCUUAUAGCGCAGGGGUGUCGCGAAGGUGCUGUUCACACUGCACGAAUUAUAAACAUUCAGAGGCCACGUGGCAAUUGUGUCAUCCCAAUCGAGUAAUUUGUGUAUGUGGGGGGGGCGAGGGGGUUUCCAAAUUUCGCAAAGUAUGAACCCAUGACGCCGGCACACAAAUGGCCUGCACGUUUUAAUUAUAACGCCAGAGUGGGGGGUCUCUAACAUUCUAGGCAUUGCAGACGACGCGCACGCACGCACGCACGCGUGUGUGUUUCACGGUCCACGCAACCGCAGCAAUAACCAGGGCGGACCGACGGAUUCGAAACUUUUACAACGAGAUGGCAGGCAAGCGCCGCCGUGAGGUGACUUCGAAGUACAACGCUUUUGCGGGUGACAUUUGUCCGUCAAUCAAGAGGCCGAAAGUUGGCAAAUGGCCUCUUUCGGCAUACUUUGGGUUUCAGACGAAAGUAUAUAGUUUCGGUUUCGGCCGAAACUGAUAUUGACUUUCGGUCGUCACUCGUCAACCGAAGGUCUAUUUUUUAGAAUAUAACGCUAGUGCUACGUCUAUCACUCUGCCUAUCGGCCGGUCAGUCGGCGCUAGGCAAUCCUAUGCGAUAGGCUGCAAACACACAGACACGUCAGCAGCAGCAGUAGCUUGGGAGCGAGGUUACAGCCGCAACCAUGGUCUGAUAAUUAGAGGCCGACCGAAAUUCAGUUUCGGCGAAAAAAAGUUGGCAAAUGGUCUCUCCCGGCAUAGUUUCUGUUUCAGCCGAAGCCAAAAAGUUUACUUUGAGUUUACUUUCGGUUUCGGCCGAAAGUUAAUUUUUAACUUUCGGUUUCGGCCGAAAGUAAAUUUUUUACUUUCGUUCUGGUUUCGAUUUCGGCCGAAACCACAAAUUCAGUUUCGGUCGGCCUCUACCGUCAACAUCAUCAUCAUCAUCGGCCGUUGUCAAUGUUUCUGCUGCUCUUCGUCCACGUCUUUUUUAAAUCCCUACUUGCAGCAGAAGAGACCUUGAAAGUCAGUUCACAAUCGAAGCAAGAAUUACAAUGUUGGUUACGACUACCGAACGCUCUUUAGCUCUGUGUCAUCACUACCAUUGCCACAUUAACAUUGCCACAUAGGCCAUGGCAUUGACACUCCAGGACUCGACUUUCCAAAAUGAAGUAACAACGUUUUAAGUGCGCCCUUUACAGCACAUGGGUAAUUCAUGCCAAAGGUUACCAGCUGGACUGCCAUUGUUAAAAAAAAGAUGUGCUUCUUUCACAACUGACCAAUGGCAGCAGACAUGCAUACGUAGAGCCGUUCAUCAAUCCACUGCUGGAUGAGGGCCUCCCCACGCCCUGCGGGUCGCAGGGGUUAUUUGACCAUACUUCACCACGCGGGUCAGUGCGGGUUCGUGACGGUGGGGACCAGUGUUGUAGGGAGCAUAGAAAUACAGCACAACAGCAGAUUGUGCUGCUUGUGCUGCCCAUCACAUAGCCCCGUAACCAGCUAUGCAUUGCGCUCACCCAUCCGCACACUAUUCAGGCUCAAGCCUGCUUACAAAGUGCUUGCCACAAACGAACCACAAUACCGCACUGAUCUCGUCACGGAGCAUAAAACCAUAAGCCAUCGAACAAAGAUGGAUCACUGCAUCGCGUGCUUUCAGAUGCGCUUCUGCGGCCGUCUGGAACGCUCUUCCUUCCGAUAUUAGGAAGCCACUGGAGCUAUGCGCUUUUAAAUCUCGAUGGAAAACUCUUUUCUUUAGAACUGCUCUUUGUCUUCAGUUUGUGUUCCUUCCCCCGCACCUCCGAUUGGCACGGUUGGCUGUGUACGGUGCGAAAUAAGUCCCAGCGGCUUUUGACCAGCCGUCGAACAAAGACGGUCACUGCAUCGCGCUUCUGCGGCCGUCUGGAACGCUCUCCCUUCAAAUAUUAGGAAGCCACUGGAACUAUCCACUUUUAAAGUUCGAUUGAAAACUCA